Messenger RNA from Lolium rigidum, 792 nucleotides. RefSeq lists its product as uncharacterized. The coding region runs from base 1 to 723 and encodes 240 amino acids. The transcript is spliced from 4 exons. Lineage: Eukaryota; Viridiplantae; Streptophyta; Magnoliopsida; Poales; Poaceae. The record is from RefSeq and is a predicted model, not a curated record.
AUGUACGUCUUCCCGGAGCGCGGCGCCGAGGGUCGGAAUCCGCACGGUGAAGGACCCCCAGAGGAGGGCGGAGAUGGAGUUGACCUCCGGGCGACAGGACGCGAGGGUGGAGGUCACCGGUUCUUGACGGCGCAGAGUUUCGACACAAGGUUGGAGACUUGGGCUGAUCCCACUCCUAGGGAAUCGGAAUUUACUGUGCAUAAUCUUCGUGAGGCUUGUAUUAAGGCUUGCAGGCGCGGUACCAUCCUUCAGGCUGCUAGGUCAUUAGUUAGGCCUAGUGAGGAGCAGCUUAGGCAGAGAGAAGAGCAGGAUCGCAAGUUCGCGAUGAUAGCACUGGGAGUCUAUACCAAGAAAUACAACAUGCAGCCUAGUGAACUUGAGUUUCUGGAAGUGAAAGAAAGAAACCUUAUUGAUGAAAGCGGGGCAGGAUAUUUGCAUUAUAACUUCUCAGUGAAAGAAUUAGAUGGUAAACAUACAAUGUUUUUUGCUGAGGUGCAUCAUGAUCUGGAAGAUGAGGAUGAAGUCUAUCUUUGCAUGCCUUUGGAAGAGGAUGACUUCAAUCCAUCAAAAGAGAAUGACCAAGCUCUCUGUAAAGCGUGUCAACAUGAGGCAAAAGGUCUUAUACAUCCCAGUUGUGGUACCUUUCUAGGUGGGCACAAAAGAAUAUGUCCGAGAGUGCAGUGGGACAGCAUUGAUGACGAGACUGAUUACGAAUUCGUUUAGUGGGAAGUUUCUAUUAGUCAGUUGUCUUAAGAGAGGAGUGGUAUUAAUUCACAUGGCAUGUAAGGAAGA